This is a messenger RNA of Nymphaea colorata (pocket water lily), 2202 nucleotides long. Its product is annotated as exocyst complex component EXO70B1-like. The coding region runs from base 333 to 2036 and encodes 567 amino acids. The transcript has a single exon. Gene Ontology annotation, molecular function: phosphatidylinositol-4,5-bisphosphate binding. Gene Ontology annotation, biological process: exocytosis. The record is from RefSeq and is a predicted model, not a curated record. NCBI's taxonomy places the organism in Eukaryota, Viridiplantae, Streptophyta, Magnoliopsida, Nymphaeales, Nymphaeaceae. Gene Ontology annotation, cellular component: exocyst.
GACGCGCCGUUUCAGGUUACGAGUGUGACCUCCUUUAUUCUCCGCGGUGAGAGUGAGAGGGACUCCAAAGUUCAGAUAGGGUUAAAGGAAAAAGAAAACAAAAAGAGAGAGGUGGGAGAAAAAGAAGAAGGGGAAAAGGAAAAAUCAGGCGGCGAAGCCGUCUCGGGGUUGCAGAGAAAUGGAAGGAGAAGGAGCAGACGCAGAGCAGGAAGGAGAACGAACUGAGUCUGUCGCUGACGAGGACGUUGUGAUCGCAACUCGUUAACCCCCCUCCCCCCCCAACACUUUUCCUCUUCCUCUUCUCUUUUGGGCCUCGGUAGUUAGCAGCCACGAUGAUGGCGGCAGAGAAGACGCUCCUCGCUCUAGAGCAGCGGCUCUCCAGGUGGACUCUCCUAGACUCCGCCUCCCCACACCCUCUCUGGCCCGAUCCCUCCGAGUCCUCGGCCUUCCUCAAGGCCGUUGACCUCCUUCUCGGCACCAUCCGCAGCUGGGACUCCGCCCUCUCCCGCGACGGCGCCUCCCCGACCCUUGCCUCCUGUCUCGACCGCGCCCACAACCUCCUCCACGCCGCCGUCUUCCGCCUCUCCGACGAAUUUGUCUCCCUCGCCUCCGCCGGACAGCUGCAACCCUCCGACGACUUCGACGACCAUGGCGAAGAUGAUGACGAAGAGGAUAUUCCGGUCGCCCAGCCGCUUUCUGAUUUCGAGAUUGCCAUCGAGAUCUUUCCACCGGGCGUCGUCUCCGACCUGCAUGAGAUCGCCAAGCGGAUGGUGGCCGCCGGGUUCGCCGAUGGCGUCUGCCACGUCUACAGCAGCAAUCGGAGGGAAUUCCUCGACGAGAGCGCGUCCAGGGUGGGAUUUGGGGGCGAUCGGCCGUACUCAAGUGGAGGAGGACGGGAGGAGGAGGGCGAUGGUGAUCUGCAAAACGGGAUCGAGAAGUGGAUCCAGGCGAUCAAGCUCGCUGUCCAUGUGCUCUUCCCUAGCGAGCGGCGUCUCGCCGAUCAGAUCUUCACCGGAUACCCUUCCGUCGCCAAUUACUGCUUCAUGGAGGUGUCACGCGGCCUGAUGGAUCGGUUCCUGCAGUUCGCCGAUGAAGUCUGCGUCUCGGGCCGGUCCGUCGAGCGUCUCUUCGAGGUGCUGCGAAUGUUCGAGACGCUGACGGAGCUCCUCCCGGAGCUCGACGGCCUGUUCUCCGGAAGCGCCGCCUGCGCGUUCCUCUGCACGGAGGCCGCCGACAUCCGCCGCCGUCUGGGCGACACCAUAAGGGCGAUUUUCCGGGAGUUCGAGGUCGCGAUACAGCGGGAUUCCAGCAAGCCGGUCCCCGGCGGGGGACUUCACCCGCUGACGCGGUACGUGAUGAAUUACAUGAGGGUCGCCUGCGACUACAAGCCGACGCUCGACGUGAUCUUCGCCCCUCCGAGCGGUGGCGGAGGAGCCGUUGGCGUAGCUCCGGAGGGUGGGUUGACGGCUGAGACGUUAUGGAUAAUGGAGCUUCUGAUGAGCAAUUUGGAAGCCAAGACAAAGGCAUACACAGACCCAGCACUGAGACACCUCUUCUUGAUGAACAAUUGGAGGUACAUAGUAAGCAAGGUGAGGGACUCGGAGGGUCUAGCUUCCCUUCUUGGGGCGGAGUGGAUCCGGAAUCAGGGGGCGAAGGUGAAGCAGAACCAGGCAUGGUAUCAGAGGAGCGCGUGGGGAAAGGUGGUAUCGACGUUGGUCUUGCAGGGGGGCGCGGCUGACGCAUCGCUGGCUCCGAGAACGGUGGUGAGGGAGAAGAUGAGAAUCUUCAGUAACUUGUUCGAUGAGAAUGUAAAGGAGCAGUCGGGGUGGGUCGUGCCGGAUGAGCAGCUGCGGAGGGAAAUCAGGAGCGCGGUAGCGGAGAUGGUGGUCCCUCCUUUUCAAGAAUUCUUGACGAAAUUCCGGCACCAAUUGGGUGGGAAAGGUGCCGGUGGUGAGGCGGUGGUGAAGUAUAUUCCAGAGGAGCUUCGGGACCGUUUAGACGAGCUCUUUGGGGGUAGUAGGCCUCCUGGCUGCUGAUCCCCUUAGUGUGCCCAUUGGAGAUGCUGAUUGUUCCUUUUUCCUUUGUCUUUGUUCAUGUAAAUUAAAAUUCUGAGUAUAAUUUGGCACGGGUAGACGAUGUAACCAAUGGUUCUAUAGUGAUUCUCAUGUACAUCAUAAGGAAAUUGGUUGCUUCCUUUUGAAA